Molecule: messenger RNA, 1782 nt
Organism: Punctularia strigosozonata HHB-11173 SS5
Lineage: Eukaryota; Fungi; Basidiomycota; Agaricomycetes; Corticiales; Punctulariaceae
Exons: 7
Coding region: 1-1782 (593 amino acids)
Biological process (GO): ergosterol metabolic process
Cellular component (GO): endoplasmic reticulum membrane
Molecular function (GO): ergosterol O-acyltransferase activity
Source: RefSeq, a predicted model, not a curated record
AUGGAACGAACGCCCUCGGGAGGGUUCAGCACGACGAAUGGCACGCUCUACGUCUCCAAGCCGUUUCGGAGCAGAACGAGCAAGAAGAUGCGCGCGAUGGUCAGCUUUGCCCCGCGCAAGAGCGCGUUUGACAUUCAGAACGAGCAGAGCAUAACGAAUGAGUUCAGGGGCUUCUUCACACUCUUCUGGAUCUCAAUCUUCAUCCUCGCCGUGGGUGCCUACGUCCGCUCCUUCGAAAGAUCAGGCUACUUCCUUGAGCUUGCCUUCGCGCGGCUCAUGUCCCGCAACGCUGUAUCUCUCGCCAUCUCCGAUGCAGUGCUCGUCCUCAGUACCGGCUUUUGCGUGCCGUUCGCAAAAGCCGUUUCGAAAGGCUGGAUACGCUACUACUGGUUCGGCGUCGUGAUUCAGCACGUCUUCCAGACGUUCCUUCUCGCCGUUACCGUAACCUGGACAUCCAAUCAACAUUGGCCAUGGGUUCAGUCCGGCUUCCUUACCCUGCACACCCUCGUUAUGAUUAUGAAAAUGCACUCCUACAUGUCGACGAACGGCUAUCUCUCCUACGCGCACGCGCACGCUCAGCAACUCUUGGCCCAGUUGCAGAAGGCUGCCAACGCGCAGGGAGGCUGGCAGAAGGCUCUCUCCGACGCCAAGGCGAACAGUCCGGAGGCUCACGACGAGAAGGAAAAGGAGGGUGAACUAACCCCGAGUGUAUCCAACACCGCCAGCUCCCCCGCUGUCGGCACCCCGGCAGUACCGACCGGUGCGGACGUGAGCACCUCCUAUAUAGACGCCGACGCGGCCUCAACUCUGCGCCAACGCCUUGUAGCCGCCACAAAUGCGGCCCAGAAAGCUGGCACCAACGAAGAAAGCGCCUCCAAGCUAGUAUCCGAGGCCGCCGCCGCCGUCAAACCUUCCCCAGGUGACACUGUGAUGUCUGCACAUCCGCCGGCCAUCUCCACGGAUUCCGAUUCUCCUCGUGCACCCACUCCGCAUCCCCUCGUGCAUCAUCCAGACCCAACGAUUGCGGAUUUGGUCAGGGAGUACUCUGAAUUGGAGUCCGAGCUUACAUCCAUGGGUCCGAAGUAUGUGCGCUGGCCAGAGAACAUUACCUGGAAGGACUUUGCCGUCUAUCAGCUCAUCCCGACACUCGUUUACGAGCUUGAGUAUCCGCGCACGGACAAGAUACGGCCAUUAUACGUGUUUGAGAAGACAGUUGCCACCUUCGGCACCUUUGCGUUGCUAUACACCGUCACAGAGGCAUUUAUCCUGCCUCUUACCCCAACACCGGAUCAAUCGUUCCCUAAAUCGCUGCUGGACCUCGCGCUCCCCUUCAUGAUCGCAUAUCUGUUACUAUUCUAUCUUAUCUUCGAGUGCAUAUGCAACGCUUUCGCCGAGUUAUCAUACUUCGCCGACCGCCAAUUUUAUGAGGACUGGUGGAACUCGACAUCCUGGGACGAAUUCUCCCGGAAAUGGAACAAGCCCGUUCAUACGUUCCUCCUCCGACACGUAUACGCGUCCAGCAUAUCAACCUAUCGCAUCUCGCGAGGCUCGGCUAUGUUCCUUACGUUCCUGCUCAGUGCGGCAGUGCACGAGCUCGUGAUGGUGAUUGUGACGCACAAGAUCAGAAUGUACCUCUUUGUGAUGCAGCUCGCCCAAAUCCCACUGAUAUUCAUUGGCCGGAUACCUGCCAUCAAGCAAAACAAGCUUCUAGGCAACAUCGUCUUCUGGAUCGGGCUCUACGCCGGCUUCCCGUUGCUAUGCGUCGCGUACUGCGCAUAUUGA